GAAAAUGUCCAAAAAUUUUAUCUUGAUUAAUUAUAUUUUCACUAAUAAUGAUUAAAUCAGUCUUAAUUUUCAACAAUCACGGAAAACCUCGAAUUACUAAAUUUUAUCAACAAAUAGAUAUUGGUACACAACAAGCAUUGAUUCAAGAAAUAUUUUCAUUAGUAUCAAAAAGACCUGAUACAGUAUGCAAUUUUCUUGAAGGGAGUCAGAUGCUCGGAGGUAAAGACACACGAAUAAUUUAUAGACAUUAUGCUACUUUAUAUUUUGUUUUUGUUGUUGAUGAAUGUGAAAGCGAAUUAGGAAUUUUGGAUUUAAUUCAGGUAUUUGUGGAGAGUUUGGAUAAAUGUUUUGAGAAUGUUUGCGAACUUGAUUUGAUCUUUCACUUUGAAGAGGUUCAUCACAUUCUUGCAGAGGUUAUCUCAGGAGGAAUGGUUUUGGAAACUAAUAUUACUGAGAUUGUUCAUUCAUUCAGUGAAUCAAACAAAUUCAAAAAACGUUCAGGCGCAAUGGCUACAAUUGCAGGAAGUGGAGCGGGAGCUGUUGCAAGAGAUUUAGGUGCAAAUUUGGCAAAUACAGUUACAACUACUUUACAAUCUACUUUGCAAAAUACAGUGAGCGCUACUUUCCCUACUUUUCGGAGAACAGGUUUUAAUUCUUGAUAAUAUGAAGAGAAUGUGACUAGGGUUAAGAGAGUAUUGACAAUAAAAAAUGGAUAAAAAAGAUGGGAUGUAAUUUGAUGAGUCCUUUCUUUUUUGAUUGUAAAGUAAGUGGGCAAAUGAAACAUUAGUGAUAAACUUUUUUUGUCUUAUCCUAUUUUAUAUUAAGUUUUAACUUUCAAUUAUGAUAUAUUAAUUAUAAAAAAAAAAUUAUUUAUGUAUGUAGAAAUUCAGAUAAUAAUAUAAAUUGAAUCAAAGAAUGAUAUGAAUUAUUGUG
Molecule: messenger RNA, 933 nt
Organism: Rhizophagus irregularis DAOM 181602=DAOM 197198
Lineage: Eukaryota; Fungi; Glomeromycota; Glomeromycetes; Glomerales; Glomeraceae
Source: RefSeq, a predicted model, not a curated record